AUGAAUCUUGACUGUACUGCAAUAGAUGAUGAUGUGCUCUUUGGUGAGGGAACCGCCAUCACUGUACCGCCGUCGCUUCUCACCACCGCACCUGUUCUCGAUAUCGCCAUGCAUCCAUCCCUCCCACUCCUCGCCGCUGGUCUCGUCACUGGUGAGUUGGAAGUACAUGAGUAUCGUGGAAUAGAGACAAAGCGACGGCCAAUCACACAACAAUACUUUAAAACCAGUCAUAAUGAUUUACAGACAAAUCCAUAUAAUCUUCGUAUGCAUCCGAAAGGAGGUAUUUCAUCUAUGGAGUUUACAGAGGAUGGAAACUAUCUCGUAACGGCUAGUAGUGAUCGAACACUUACAGUCUUGGAUUGUGUGGCAGAGCAAAUUGCCCUACAUGUUGGUGUGAAUACCUCAUCAAAAAAAUCAACUUUGAGUAGUAAACCAGAAAAAAAUAAAGAGGAUAAGGUAACAAAAAAAGGAACUAAGAAGAAAAAAGAUAAAAACCCUCACAAGUUUGGUAUAUCUGCUCUUAAUGUUUGUGAUGAGAAUGUGGUGGCUACAGGUGAUGAUGAUGGAAUGAUUGUCCUUUGGGAUAUGCGUCAACGAGCUCCGGCAUUUCGUUAUCAUGAACAUGGUGAUUAUGUUUCUCAGAUGAUUUACUUCUCUGAUAUUCAAGAACUUGUCUCAAGUAGUGGUGACACGUGCCUUGGCGUGUUUGAUCUUCGAGCAGGUAAAAUCCGAGAUUACAGUGAAAAACGAAAAGAUGAAUUAAAUUGUUUUGCAUUUGUAAAUAAUACAGGUAAUAAUACUAGUUCCUUUAUUCCAAGUAUUGUGUGUGGAACACCAAAUGGAGGAAUUCCAGUUUGGAAAUUUGGUUCUUGGCGUCGACCAUAUGAUUUACUUGAAAAACAUCCAGCGGAGUGUGAGAGUAUCAUCUCCUUUAAUAAUCCUGAGAGUACAUUUAAUCAUAAUGUAAUUCUUACAGGGGCGUGUGAUGGUCUUGUUCGUGUUAUUCAAAUGUAUCCUGUGCGUCGUAAUCUCUGUCAACUUAGUGCCAGAGACUUUACAUACUCUCAUCAUAACUCACUUGGUGGGAAAAGCAGUAGUGCACAUGCUAAUGCAGCUAUUCAACGUCAACGAGGAAAUGAAGGAAUCACUCGAAUGCGAUUAAGUCAUGAUUCCGCAAUGCUUGCGGUGUGUGGUACGGAUAAUACUAUUGAUUUUGUAGAUGUUCGUUUCCUAUCUAAUGAACGUGAGUUGGAUCAACUGCGAUCACAAGCAGAGCAGAGACACUUGGCAGUACUGCGGGAAAUGGAAGAAGAACGUGAGAAGGAAGCAAUGAUGGAAGAGUCCGAUAGUGAUAGUGAUGAUGAUGAUGAUAGCAGUGACAGUGAUGCGGGUAAAUCAAAGAAGAAGAGUUUAAAGUCUACAACGAAUGUAGGCAAGUCAGAGAAGAGACUACGAGAAGAUGAUAAUGAUAGUGAUAGCGAUGAGUCCAUGGAAAGCGAGGAAGAAAAGGAAGAAAAAACAGAGCGACAAAAGAAACGUGAACGUGUGGCUGCAGCAAAGUGGCUCAAAGAAGAUAAACGAAAGAAAAUGAGUUUCACUUUUGAAAAGAGACGACGACGUGUUCACGGUUUCUUUGGUGACUUGAACUCAUAA
Molecule: messenger RNA, 1653 nt
Organism: Trypanosoma theileri
Lineage: Eukaryota; Euglenozoa; Kinetoplastea; Trypanosomatida; Trypanosomatidae
Product: WD domain containing protein
Exons: 1
Coding region: 1-1653 (550 amino acids)
Molecular function (GO): protein binding
Source: RefSeq, a predicted model, not a curated record